This is a messenger RNA of Sordaria macrospora k-hell, 3495 nucleotides long. NCBI's taxonomy places the organism in Eukaryota, Fungi, Ascomycota, Sordariomycetes, Sordariales, Sordariaceae. The record is from RefSeq and is a predicted model, not a curated record.
AUGGCCUCUCCGGGAGAAGAUGACGAUGAUCUCUUCGCAGACCAAGAAGUGGCGGCCAUACAACUGGAGGGCGAUUUCAAUGCAACAGAAGAAUGGGAUGCUACCCCCAGCGCUAAUGACAACGACAAUGGUGGUGGUGGUGGUCCGCAACUCCUCCCCCUCCCCUCCCAUGAUGGACAACUACUCAAGACCACACCAAGACAACAUGACAAUCCCCAGGCUACUGAUGUACCGCAGCCCACCCGUGACCUAAAACUCAGCCCAUUCAGUCACUGGCAAGCUUCCGAGGCUGUUCGGCAACAACGUCUUCGUCGACCAGAGCCCAUAUAUCCACCUGUUCAAGAUGCCACUUCGCAGGCGGCUGGCGUACAAGAUAUCUCUAUUGACCCGGCUCUUUAUGCACUCGGUCAAGAAACGGAUUCCCAGGCUGGUGGUCCGCCACAGCCUGCUCAACAACAAGACCUGAUAGACCCAUCGGCUCGAAAUCCCAAGCAAGAGGCGGCCCCUGAAACAAACAGCAACGGGAGUGACGGUAUUGUGCGGCAAUUCAUGCGCGGAAACGGGUUCUUCGAUUUCAAUAAUCUUGAUGGCGCUGACUUCGAUCCGAUAGAUAAUUAUAAUCUUCAAAAUCAGAUAAACCAAGAGCCCCAAGGUGGCCCGGUGCCAGCAGCAGCAGAGGGGGACAAUUCCCAUCCUCAAGUCCAUCCUGCCGCCUCCGCUGUCCCGGAACAACAACCACCUGCCCAAGUUCCGGGUCAGAACCCAGCUUUUGGUGGUAAUGACGCUGUUGAACAACAGAACAUAUUUAAUAAUAACCAGGAUCUCGGGAAUCAAGAUGUACGUCAGAUGUCCACUGUCUCUCAAAUGUCACUACCAGAAAGCAUUUCGGCUUAUUUACAGGACAAUCGACAAGGCGGUCCGGGGCCGGAGGCAGCAGCAGCAGACGGUUCUAAUAGUAACCAGAUCCAGCCCGCGACCUCUGCAGCUCCCGAACAAGCAGCACCUGUUGAUCACGGCGGGCAGCAAAACACAUUCAACAGUGAUCAUACCUUUGGUGGCGGUCCUGUCCCUACCCAUGGACAUCAGCCUAACCAGCAGGUGACUGCUUCUGAUUCAUGGGGUGCUGGCCAACAAGAUCAACAAUAUACUGGCCCACAAGCUUUUCCAGAAAUCGUUUUCCAACCAGCUUCUGAACCUCGAGAUCAGCAUUUUACCCAACCACAAGCUGCUCCAGGCGCUAUCCAACAACCUCAUUACGAAAAUCAGCACUUUGCCCAACCACAAGCCACUCCACAAGGCGCAGGUGGCUACGAAUAUCCUGAUCCCGAAAGACAACAAGUAAACCAGUCUAACAAUAGCGAAUGCCAGCCAUACGGUGGCGCACAAAUCGGUCAAGCGCAACAACCCGGUCAGGGACAAGGAGGCACAGGUGUGCGAAUUAACAACGGAGGUCAGCAGCAAGUCAACAACGGACAAGGAGGCGGCGGUGGUAGUGCUGGUGGCCAGCAUAACUACGAAGCCCAACCAUUCGAUAAUACACAAUACGGCCAAGAAGAAGCUUCCCAUGACCUCCUUAACUUGGGCGGUGCACAUGUUAGUCAGUUUCACAACCACUUCUAUCAACUCGACAAGGCACAAAAUGGCCAAGGGGGUACUGGUGGCUUCAACAACAACAACAACAACAACAACAACAACAACAACAACACCGGAUACCAUCAAGUCGGCGGUGCUCAGUAUGAUAACCGAGGCCAACAACUAAACGUUGCACAACACGACCAGGGAGGCGGUGGUGGUGGGGUUGGUGGUGGUGGUGGCCCAUAUCACAACGAAGGCCAGCAAUUCAACAAUUUACCAAGCGAUCAAGAAGUUGCCGCCAGCCUCCUUAACCUUCACAAUGGACAGCAACAACUGGGUGGUGCGCAAACUGGUCAUGGAGCCGGCGGUGGACAGUUUAACCAUGGAAGCCAGCAGACCACCCGUGCAAAUACCCCUCAAGUACUAGGAGGCAUGGGUGGGCAAUUUCACCCGCCAAUUCAGCAACCUGACCAGUUUAAUCAUGGAAGCCAGCAGACCACCCGCGCAAAUACUCCUCAAGUACAAGGAGGCAUGCCACCAGUUCAGCAACCUGACCAGUUCAACAACGGGAUGCAACACGGUCAAGGAGUUGGUGGUCCGUCCAACAAUGGUAGCCGGCAACCCAGCCGUGCACCAACUCCUCACGGAAACAUGGGCGACUACUUGGCCCCUGGAAAUCAACAAGUUAACCAAAACAAUGGCAUGCAACAAGGUCAGGGAGGGGGUAUUGCCCACCUGACUCCCAUACCCGAAGACCAACCGGUCAUUUGGCCGAAUGUUGCCGGAGGUGGGAAUCAGCACCCUCCCCCCGGGAAUCAACAGGUUCCCGGCCCGCAAUAUGGUGCAGGAGGUGUUGUCCAGCCUGCCACCGGGUACCAGCAAUUUGCCGGUUCACAAUUUGGUGGAGGAGGCCAAGCUCGCCUCGGAGCUCAAACACAACCUGUAUAUGGUAGUGUCAGUCCACAUGGCGUUCAGAGUAACAAUGGCGGUAUUCCAGAUCCUAAUCAGCUACCGGCCAUAGGUUCUGCUCCCCCAGAGCUACACCCGCCUCCGGUGGUGACUCCUCCCGUUUUCCCACCUGGCACUUUGCAACCAGAAAGGUGGGUAGCACCGGGCUCCGGCAACGAGGUAGUCAAGAUCCGAGGCACCAAGCUCCGCAACAAAAGUGGUGGUACCCAUCCCCAUCAGGUGUACUACUACAAAGCACACACACAAUCCUGGGGCACCGAGUACGAUGAACAGGGACGCCCGGCAACCUUGUUUUCCUACGCCAACAGCCAGCCGUUGGCCCGGGCCGAGUUGGUACACUCGAAACAAUACACAGCAUCGCAGCUUGGCCUGUUCUUCCGCGGCGAGGGCCAUCCCAACCGACCCAACAGGCACCUUACCUUGUGGAUUCAAAACAUGCCGCUCAUGGUCUCCGAUCGAUACGCGCAAGCCAAUGCCUCAAAAUGCAGGUAUAAGGAAUGCCCGAUACCCAAGGGCACAAUCACCAAGGGUUUCCACCGCGUCUGUCUCGACGAGCACUCGCUCCACACGGGCGACUACUACGACCCCUACAACAACGCCGGGUACAUGCACCUGUGGUGUUUCGAGAAGGCCUUCGACGCUGGCUACUUGAUCUCUACGAGUUCCGCAUCGAGGUCCGACGUUGCGCCACCACCGCUUUCGAAGAGAAAAAACGCCGCCCUUCUCUCAACCGCGACCACAACCCUGCACGACACGUUACCGGCAGUGGAAGAACGAGCAAUGGAACCGUUACGUCCAGAUACGGCACCAGGAAGCUGCCACCGGCCAGCGCCACGACCCGUUCCAGACUGUCGUCCCCAACGUCCCGCACGACAGGUGUCCUCUUGGAGAGUGCUGACGGAUAGGCACAUUGGUGACGAAGUUCCAGCUAGAGGAAAAGCCGAGCGCUGA